AUGUCAGACGAACUUCAGAACAGGUCCGCGAUAUUGCCGCACCCCAAGGCUUAUCCAAUGGUCAUAGAAACUUCUCCAAUUCCUGCCCCAACCGACAGUGAGGUCCUCAUACGCGUGCGUGCGGUCGCCAUCAAUCCUGCAGACUGGGCUGUUCAAACCCUCGGCGUGGUAAUAAAGCCAGAAUUCCACCCUUACGUGAAUGGCUGCGAUGUGGCCGGCGAAGUCGUGGCGGUUGGACCAACCCAGUACCGAUUCAGAUCCGGCGACCGUGUCGUGGCUCUUGCCACAGCUUUCAAAUCUGGCGAUACAAAGUAUGGCGCUUUCCAGGAGUAUAUGCUCGGCGUUGAGCCUUUCAUCGCCAGGAUCCCGGAUCGAAUCGAGUUCAGGGAUGCAGCAGUCCUGCCGCUGUGCUUGUGUACCUCUUCCGCCAUGCUUUUCUCCUCGGAAUUGAUGGGAUUAGACCUACCAAGGUCAGCAGUUCAAGUCAAUCCAAAGGAUGAGGUCGUCCUCAUCUGGGGUGGCAGCUCGAGUAUUGGCUGCAAUGCUAUUCAGGCCGUCAAGGCUGCCGGCUACAUUGUCGCUGCGACCGCGAGUAAAAAGAAUCAUACAUUGUUGCAAGACAUGGGCGUCGACCAUAUUUUUGAGCACCAGGCCGACGGAGUGGUGGAUGAAAUCGUUGCCACGAUCAAGGGGUCGGGCAGGCUGGCAGGAGUUUAUAAUGCCAUUAUCACGGAUGAAACAAUCAGAGCUUGUGCAGAGGUUGCAAGCCGUGUCGAUGGCACAAAACAGGUUGGGACAGUCCUGGCACCGGGAAUGCCCGUCCCUCAGAAUCUUCCAGGGGGUGUAAGGGCCAUUGUCGAUAAGGUGGGCCAAAUGAACCAGCCUGAACUAGGCAAGGCUAUUUUCGCAGACUGGCUGUCAGUUGCCUUAGAAGAUGGCAGCAUGAAAUGUAGGCCACAUCCAGAAGUCGUUGGGACAGGCUUGGACAAGAUACAAGUAGCCGUUGACGCCAUUGGCAAGGGUGUCAGUGGCAAGAAAUUGGUUGUUGAGUUCUGA
This is a messenger RNA of Pestalotiopsis fici W106-1, 1056 nucleotides long. RefSeq lists its product as uncharacterized. NCBI's taxonomy places the organism in Eukaryota, Fungi, Ascomycota, Sordariomycetes, Amphisphaeriales, Sporocadaceae. The transcript is spliced from 2 exons. The record is from RefSeq and is a predicted model, not a curated record. The coding region runs from base 1 to 1056 and encodes 351 amino acids. Gene Ontology annotation, molecular function: oxidoreductase activity, acting on NAD(P)H.